CUCCAACAGAGCUCGUCUCGUCCGUUGGGGUCUUGGAGAUGAGGGGUCACGAUCCUCGAAAGAUUUACACGUUACGCAACCGCGCGAGUCUGGACUUCUUAUCUGCCGUAGUGCUGCCCUUGAUAUACUGGCUGGGUGCCCCUAUUUUUUCUUGUCUCCCUGGUGGACUGUCUAAUGCUUCCUUUCUGUCGUCUUCGUCAUCUGCCCUUCGUCACCAUUGCAUCACGCGCCAAUUGUCUUCUCUCUCUUCACAUUCGCGACUUGUCUUGACCUCUUGACCCCCCUCAUACACUCAAGUACUGUUCAAAAUGGAGGGCAAAUCUAACAAGUCAUUCGUCCUCAACAAGGUCAAGGACGUCUCCUUCGAGGACCGCCCCGUGCCCAAGCUCACCUCGCCCAACGACGUGCUCGUCGCCAUCGCAUACACGGGCAUCUGCGGCUCGGACGUCCACUACUGGCAGCAUGGCGGCAUCGGCAAGUUCUCGCUGAACGAGCCCAUGGUCCUGGGCCACGAGUCCGCCGGCGUCAUCGCCCAGGUCGGCGACGCCGUCACCACCCUCAAGGUCGGCGACCGCGUCGCCGUCGAGCCCGGCUACCCCUGCCGCAGGUGCCCCAGCUGCCUGUCGGGCAAGUACAACCUCUGCCCCGGCAUGCAGUUCGCCGCCACCCCGCCCGUCAACGGCACCCUGACCGGCUUCUGGGCCGCCCCCGAGGACUUCUGCUACAAGCUGCCCGACAACAUGUCCCUGCAGGAGGGCGCCCUCAUCGAGCCCCUCGCCGUCGGCGUCCACAUCGCCCGCAUGGCCCAGCUCUACCCCGGCCAGUCCGUCGUCGUCAUGGGCGCCGGCCCCGUCGGCCUGCUCUGCGCCGCCGUCGCAAAGGCCUUUGGCGCCUCCACCGUCGUCAGCGUCGACAUCGUCCCCUCAAAGCUCGAGUUCGCCCGGGACUUCGCCGCCACCCACACCUACCUGUCCCAGCGCAUCCCCGCCGAGGAGAACGCCGACAACAUCAAGCGCGAGUGCGGCCUGCCCGACGGCGCCGACGUCGUCAUCGACGCCACCGGCGCCGAGCCCAGCAUCCAGGCCGCCGUCCACGUCCUCAAGAACGGCGGCCACUACGUCCAGGGCGGCAUGGGCAAGGCCGACAUCACCUUCCCCAUCAUGGCCUUCGCCGUCAAGGAGGCCACCGCCCACGGCUGCUUCCGCUACGGCAGCGGCGACUACAAGCUCGCCGUCGAGCUGGUCGCCAGCGGCAAGAUCGACGCCAAGAAGCUCAUCUCGCAGACCGUGCCCUUUGAGAACGCGCUCGAGGCCUUUGAGAAGGCCAAGGAGGGCCAGGCUAUCAAGAUGCUGAUUGCUGGGCCUAAUCAGAAGAUCUAGGGCUGGGAGGGGUCGGGUUGAGGUUGGGAGUUGGCUGUGGUGUUCCGGAAAAGUCUAAUUAAAGUCAGUCAAGCAUCAUCUUGUCAGUAGUCUAGGGUUAGCGCAAGGUGGAGUAGCAUGCAAUAUCAUCUAAAUUUCGUGUUCAUGUUUAUAUGCUCUCCUUGUUGAAAGUGGUGGGCCAC
This is a messenger RNA of Diaporthe batatas, 1561 nucleotides long. RefSeq lists its product as uncharacterized. Lineage: Eukaryota; Fungi; Ascomycota; Sordariomycetes; Diaporthales; Diaporthaceae. The record is from RefSeq and is a predicted model, not a curated record. The transcript has 2 exons. The coding region runs from base 309 to 1379 and encodes 356 amino acids. Gene Ontology annotation, molecular function: L-iditol 2-dehydrogenase (NAD+) activity; zinc ion binding. Gene Ontology annotation, biological process: D-sorbitol catabolic process.